This is a messenger RNA of Oryza brachyantha (malo sina), 1993 nucleotides long. RefSeq lists its product as uncharacterized. NCBI's taxonomy places the organism in Eukaryota, Viridiplantae, Streptophyta, Magnoliopsida, Poales, Poaceae. Gene Ontology annotation, molecular function: zinc ion binding. The transcript has 2 exons. The coding region runs from base 56 to 1777 and encodes 573 amino acids. The record is from RefSeq and is a predicted model, not a curated record.
UAACAACAAGCAACAAGUCAAGAAUAGAUUUCAAGUGCAAGGAUAAUACCUGCAAAUGGAAGCUAUAUGGAAAAUCAACCAAAUUGGUUCAAGCUGGAAAAUACAAACUUGCCAAUAUCCCCAUACAUGUCGUGCACCUGCCGACCGGUUUGAUCAUGCACAACUAACAGCGACAAUUAUUGCUGAUGUGAUACGUGAUGAUCUAAAAGAGAAUUUGGAGUUGAGUAUAAUGAGUAUACGUCAAUUGGUUCGACAAAGAUAUAAAACUGUGAAGCCACACUACAACAAGUUGUGGCGUGGGCGGGAGUUGGCCAUAGCUCAACUUUUUGGUAGUUGGGAAGAAUCAUAUGGACUUGUCACGUCAUUGUUGGAGGCAAUGAAAGUAUCUAAUCUAGGCACAAAAUAUCAACUUCUAUCAAAUCCUACAACACAUGAAGGGCGUCGAGCAUUCAAAUGUUUGGCUUGGGCUUUUGGACCAUGCAUUGAAUCUGUUCCUCACCUUCGACCAGUAAUUAGUAUAGAUGCAUCUUUUUUAUCUGGUAGAUAUCAGGGCAGGUUAUUGAUAGCAUGUGGAUAUGAUGCUGAAAACAAGUUACUACCACUAGCUUUUGCAAUAGUGGAGAAGGAAGAUAGUGCCAAUUGGGGUUGGUUUAUGAGAUGGCUACGAAAAGAGGUGAUUGGUUUUGGUAAAUUCAUGUGUGUUGUUUCUGAUCGUCAUAAGGCUAUAAAGUGGGUCUUUAAGCAACCACAUAUUGGUUGGAAUGAAAGUGGUGGUGAAUGUGUCCAUCGAUUUUGUUCCCAACAUAUUGCUGAGAAUUUAUACAAGCAAUGUAAAAAUGAUGAAGUGAUAAAAACAUUCAAGUGGGUUGUUAAGAAGAAGAAACCUCGCAGAUUUGCAGAAGGCAUGGAUGCAAUUACACAAAGUUGUCCUGAUGCAACUGAUUAUUUAAAAAAUGUGGGAAAAUAUAGGCAAGAGGAUAAGGACGAGUCUGAUAAGCCCGAGAAAGUGUUCCAGUGCUUUGAUGGUGGUUACCGUUGGGGUAUAAUGACAAGUAAUGGUUCUGAAUCAUUAAAUAAUGUGUUCAAGUACUCAAGGAGACUGCCUAUAACAGCAAUAGUGGAGGAAACAUUUAACAAAUAUUUAGAAUGGUUUGUUGAUCGAAGAAAGUUUGCUCUUGAACAUGUAAAUUCAAGGAAAAUGUGGUCCGAGCGGGUUGAGAAUUUGUUAGUGAAGCGAGGGAAUAAAGCUGGGUCUAUGCAUGUGACUUCUUAUGGUGAUGAAGGUGGCGAGUAUGAGGUGAAGGUUGACUGUGAACGAGUUGCGGUUGUUCAAGGAAACCAUACUAUGUAUGUUCGAAGAGAUUUCAAGUAUAAGGUAAUCAUACACAGUAAUACUCCUCCGAUGUGCGAAUGUUUAAAGCCAAACCUUACCGGAAUACCUUGUGCUCAUGUCCUUGCUGUUUGCAAGCAUAGAAAUUUCAAUGAGAAUCAAUUUAUCCAUCCAUAUUACUCUGCAUCAACACUAGCAAACACUUGGUCGGGUCAAUUCCAUCCAUAUGGAAAUCAGAAUGAGUGGCCACCAUAUGUUGGUCCAAUCAUUGUGCCUGACCAGAGGUUAAUACAACAGGGUCGGCGGAGACAUAAUAGAAUCCCAAUGUAUAUGGAUGAAAUGCAAGGUCGACGAUUGGGACAUCAGGCACAUCGUUCAACAAGAGAUAAAAAUCAAUCUGGUGCAUCAUCGAGUCGGCCUUAUAAUGAUCUAGUCAUCGGGAUUUAAUAUAUUCCAUAGAACAAAAUAAAAAAGCUCAGAACAAGACUAGCUGGGAACACUUGUGAUGCAAUGUCUUGUGUUAUUUCUGGGAUAUAUGUUAUGAAGGCUACAGUAUAUUGUGAUUGUAACUUAAUAAUGCCCCAAAUUUUAAGGGUAAAUGAACUGACAUUUGUAUUAUUAUUUUUACUCUGUAACAACGUUUGCUUAUGAUUUGUUCGGAGU